Leguminivora glycinivorella is the source of this 2332-nucleotide messenger RNA. It is a transcript of the gene serpin-2, whose product is annotated as antichymotrypsin-2-like. Bases 213 to 1400 code for a protein of 395 amino acids. Lineage: Eukaryota; Metazoa; Arthropoda; Insecta; Lepidoptera; Tortricidae. The record is from RefSeq and is a predicted model, not a curated record. The transcript has 9 exons. Gene Ontology annotation, molecular function: serine-type endopeptidase inhibitor activity.
ACAUUGACAUUUGAGAUAUUGUAUAUUUACAUGGUUUUUAUUUACUAACACUAAUAAAAUGUGUUUUAAAUUGUAAUAUUUCUGUCAAUUUUAUAACGGUGUACUGUAUGAUUCAUUAGUUUAUUACUAAGCACAUUCAUGUAGUCAUUUCUGAUAAAUACUUAUCUCACUGAUCGUUCUCUGAUAAUCCAUUUUCUACCUGGCUCUGCCUGAUGUCAACGUUUUUACUGACUUUCCUCUUUUUAAUAUUUUCAACAAACCAAAUAAGUCCCGCAAAUAUGGAUUCCGCCGCUGUAUCUUCGGCUAUUGCCAAGUUCUCCUUGCAGUUCUGCAAUGAGCUGGAUAAAACCAAGAGUGUGGUGUCUUCCCCCCUGUCGGCUGAAAUCCUUUUGGCACUUCUGUCUCUUGGAUCCUCUGAACCAGCCCUUCCGGAGCUUCUGGGAGCCAUCGGCAUUAAAGAUACUGACACAAUCCGCUCAUCAUUUUCACAAGUUGCAUCCAGACUGAAAUCCGUGAAAGGAGUCACUUUGGAUGUAGCCAACCGGGUGUUUUUAAAACAGGGCCAUGAACUGGAUGCCAAGCUUAAAGAUGAUGCGGUCAAAGUUUUUGAUGCCGCACUUGAACCCAUGGAUUUCUCUGAUGGUGCUGCUGCAGCAAAAGUUAUUAAUGAUUGGGUGGAGAGCAAAACUAACAAUAAAAUCAAGGAUCUCAUAUCAAAAGACUCUCUCAAUGCCAUGACACGACUUGUACUUGUUAAUGCUAUCUACUUCAAGGGAAAUUGGAAGCAUCAGUUCAAGGCACAUAAUACCAUGGACAAACCUUUCUACGUGAAGAAGGACACUACUGUGGAUGUUCCUAUGAUGUACAUGGAAGAGAAAUUUAGAUAUGGUGAAAGUGAAAAAUUAAAUGCACAGUUGCUGGAGAUGCCUUAUGAAGGCGAAGAGGCGAGCAUGUUGAUCGUGCUGCCCAAGGACGUCGAGGGUCUCGACGCGGUCCUCAAGCAACUGGCCACGGAAGUCGACCUCGUCCAGGAGAUGCAGAGCAUGAUCUCCACCAAAGUGCAGGUCACCAUUCCCAAGUUCAAGAUCGAGACUGAAAUCGACCUCAAGGAACUAUUGCCUAAGCUAGGCAUCAAGGCUAUCUUCAACGAAGAGAACUCCGGUCUAACCAAGAUUUUGGACGGCAGCGAGCCCUUAUACGUAUCCAAGGCGAUACAAAAGGCCUUUAUCGAAGUUAAUGAGGAGGGCGCGGAGGCGGCCGCCGCCACCGGCAUGGUCCUUAUGGCGCGGUGCGGCUUCGUGAUGAACUUCUCCUUCGUGGCCGACCGGCCUUUCCUGUACGUGCUGGCGGGCAGCGACAAGGCUCCGCUCUUCGUCGGACUCUACAGAGGAAACAAAUAAGCUGUAUACCUAACUUGCGUUGCUCUUAGAGCCACUCUGUUUAUUAAUCAUUAAUUCUUCACCCUAAUAACAUCACGUAUUAACAUACUGAUUAACAGUUACGCAAUUACGCACAGCACAUCUUAAUUUUAUUAGUAAUUUGUGGCUUGUGAUAAAUGUUGGAUUUUAUUAUUAUAGAACAUAGGUACAUAAAUAGAUCAUUUUAGAUAUUUCGUAAAUCAUGCUUAGGGUACAAUUAUACCCAAAAUGCUAUUAAAUACAUUUUGAUUUGCAUAAUGUCUACAAUAACUUUAUCCGUCCUGGUAAAUAUUAGAAUAAGCCUAUUUGUAUCAGAAUUUAUAAACUUACUAGCUUUUGCCCGCGGCUUCGCACGCGUUAGAAAGAGACAAAAAGUAGCCUAUGUCACUCUCCAUCCCUUCAACUAUCUCCACUUAAAAAAUCACGUCAAUUCGUCGCCCCGUUUGGCCGUGAAAGACGGACAAACAAACAGACACACACACUUUCCCAUUUGUAAUAUUAGUAUGGAUAUUUCUUAUCUUAUGAUUCGAAUUUUUACAAUUUAUUUCAUUGUAUUAAUAGAAGCUGAAAUCAUGCCAUUUACAGUUAAAAUUAUGAAUUUAGUUUGAUCAAAAAGUAUUAAUUUUAUAUUGUCGGGUUCGUUGUUAUACCUAUUUGAUUCAUCCUAGUGAUAAAAUGAAUAUUUAUUAGAAAAAAAACUAUACACUUAUAUCUAUCUACCUCCAUACUUUUGGUAAACCUACGCUCGCACCAAUUUACCGGGUCUACGACCAUAUAUUACGUAACGCAUUAAAAUGGAAACCGCAUUUAAAAUAAGCAGAGUAUUCUAUUAAAAUUCAUAAUACAUAUGUAUAUGUAUGGAAUGUUGUUGUAUUAUGUAGAUAGUCUAUAAAAACGAUUUAACUUAACCACUA